GACGUACAGGCUCCAUUGCCCGGACUAAGGGAAAGAGUUCAUACGAACCAUAUUGAUUUACUGAGCGUGAGACAUGGCAGUUCUCUGUCUCCAGCUUUCUUUCGCAAUUUUUACUUUAACUACAGUUGUUGGUGGAUAUAGAAGUAAGAAUGAACAAUAUUUUACUGUUGGUCGGGAAAUUGAGGAUGCAAAGUCAUACGAUUUCAUACGAGAUGAACGCUCCAGAUACGGCUAUUAUGAUGAAUAUGAAAGUCUAAUCGCUGAGGCUAAAAGGUCCAGAUACGUUGAUGAAGCGGAAGCUCUCAUAGCUGCGGAUGAAGACGAAAUUGAAGAGCUUUCUUGUUUAGAAAACCCGUGUAGGUACGGGGGAACAUGCGUCGUCACUUCCUGUGGCAGUUACGAGUGCAAAUGCCGGCCGGGUUUCUCAGGAAAGCAUUGUGACUGCGUUGUCAAAGAGUGUGAUUUUGACAAAAAUCCGUGUCGCCACAAUGCAACCUGUAUUGACAUGGGUUCAGACUAUAUCUGCAAAUGUCCUUCGGGUAUCAAAGGAAGACAUUGUGAGAUUGACAUCGAUGAAUGUGAUGCCUUGGCGUGUUCCAACGAAGCUACUUGCAUCAACACUGUCGGAAGUUACAUGUGCAAGUGUAGACCUGGAUUUAAAGGAAAGACGUGCUGUUCAGAUAUCAACGAAUGUGAGUCGUCAGACGGCGAUCCUUGUGAAAACGGGGGAACUUGUGAGAACACUUAUGGCAGCUUUUGGUGUGCAUGUCCCAGUGGGUUUGUUGGAAAACGUUGCGAACGCGAUCGUAAUGAAUGUGUUAAUUGGCCAUGUGAGAAUGGUGGAAAGUGUAUCAAUACCAGAGGAAGCUAUGAGUGCUCUUGCCCAGAAACUUAUCAGGGAGAGCAUUGCGAGCGAGAUGUAGAUGAGUGUCUCACAAACAACCCUUGCAAGAAUGGAGCAACAUGUACCAAUUUACCCGGAGACUACAAGUGUGAUUGUCCAAAGGGAUGGGAAGGGAAAAAUUGCGACCAAGAUGUUAACGAAUGUACUUCCACUCCAUGUAAAAAUGGCGGUACAUGCGUCAACCUACACGGCAGCUUCGAAUGUCUCUGUACAUACCGACAUUCUGGUGUUCUCUGCGAACAAGCAUGCAAUGCAGCCCUCGGCAUGGAGAGCGGCGCCAUCCUGGGUGAACAGAUCAUUGCUUCUUCAGAAUAUGAUGGAAAUCAUGCUGCUAAGCAAGGCAGGUUGAACUUCCAAGCGGUCCCAGGUAAAGCAGGAAGUUGGUCAGCCCGCACAAAUGACGCCAAUCAAUGGAUACAAGUAAAACUUCCCAGCAACACAAAAAUAUCUCGUUUUUCGACGCAAGGAAGAAAUGCAUACAAUCAGUGGGUUACAAAAUACCAGCUAAUGUACAGUGAAGAUGGACUCAACUUCCAUUAUUAUCAUGAGCGAGGGCAGAGCUCACCUAAGGAAUUUCAAGGCAACAGUGACAGUGAAACUAUUGUAUAUCACGAGUUGAACCCGCCUAUUGAAGCACGCUAUGUUAGACUUCGUCCUACAGCCUGGCACAACCACAUAUCCUUGCGAAUGGAACUGUACGGAUGCGAAGUUUGUGUUCAAGCACUUGGAAUGGAGAGCGGGGAUAUCGUGGAUGCCCAGAUCACUGCUUCUUCAGAAUUUGAUGGAAAUCAUGCUGCUAAGCAGGGGAGAUUGAACUUCCAAGCCGUCCCAGGUAAAGCAGGAAGCUGGUCAUCUCGCACAAACGACGUCAAUCAAUGGAUACAAAUAAAACUUCCCGGAUACACAAAGAUAACCCGGUUUGCGACGCAGGGAAGAAAUGCAUUCAAUCAGUGGGUAACGCAAUACAAGUUAGAGUACAGCGAGGACGGUGUAACUUUUCACUAUUACCAUGAACCAGGCCAGAGUGCACCUAAGAUAUUUCAUGGAAACACGGAUAGUAACACUAUUGUGACCCAUGAAUUGCUUCCUCCCAUCCAAGCACUGUACAUCAGGCUUCGUCCUACUGCUUGGUUCAAUCAUAUAUCGAUGAGGAUGGAGAUCUACGGAUGUCCAGCAUGCACAAAACCACUUGGUAUGGAGAGCGGCGCCAUCUUGGAUGCACAGAUUACUGCUUCUUCAGAAUUUAAUGGAAAUCAUGCUGCUACGCAAGGCAGGUUGAACUUCCUAGCGGUCCCAGGUAAAGCAGGAAGCUGGUCAGCUCGCACAAACGACGUCAAUCAAUGGAUACAAAUAAGGUUUCCCGGAUACACAAAGAUAACUCAGUUCGCCACACAGGGAAGAAAUGCAUUCAAUCAGUGGGUAACGCAGUACAAGUUAGAGUACAGCGAGGAUGGUGUGACUUUUCAUUAUUACCAUGAACCGGGCCAGAGUGCACCUAAGGAAUUUGUUGGUAAUACAGACAGUAACACCAUUGUGACCCAUGAGUUGUUUCCUCCCAUCCAAGCACACUAUAUAAGGCUUCGUCCUUCUACGUGGGUUAAUCAUAUAUCAUUGAGAAUGGAAGUCUACGGAUGUCGAGCAUGCGUCCAAGCACUUGGUAUGGAAAACGGUGACAUCAAAGAUGCUCAGAUAACCGCUUCUUCAGAAUUUGAUGGAAAUCAUGCUGCUAAGCAAGGCAGGUUGAACUUCCUAGCCGUCCCAGGUAAAGCAGGAAGCUGGUCAGCUCGCACAAAUGACGUCAAUCAAUGGAUACAAGUUAAACUUCCCGGAUACACAAAGAUAACCAGGUUUGCAACGCAAGGAAGAAAUGCAUUCAAUCAGUGGGUAAAGCAGUACAAGUUAGAGUACAGCGAGGACGGUGUGUCUUUUCAUUAUUACCAUGAACCAGGCCAGAGUGCAGCUAAGAUAUUUCAUGGAAAUACGGAUAGUAACACUAUUGUGACCCAUGAAUUGCUUCCUCCCAUCCAAGCACUUUACAUCCGGCUUCGUCCUACUGCUUGGUUCAAUCAUAUAUCAAUGAGGAUGGAGAUCUACGGAUGUCCAGCAUGCACAAAACCACUUGGUAUGGAGAGCGGUGCCAUCUUGGAUGCACAGAUUACUGCAUCUUCAGAAUUUAAUGGAAAUCAUGCUGCUACGCAAGGCAGGUUGAACUUCCUAGCGGUCCCAGGUAAAGCAGGAAGCUGGUCAGCUCGCACAAAUGACGUCAAUCAAUGGAUACAAGUAAAACUUCCCGGAUACACAAGGAUAACCAGGUUUGCGACACAAGGAAGAAAUGCAUUUAACCAGUGGGUAACGCAGUACAAGUUGGAGUACAGCGAGGACGGUGUGACGUUUCAUUAUUACCAUGAACCAGGCCAGAGUGUAGCUAAGAUAUUUCAUGGAAACACGGAUAGUAACACUAUUGUGACCCAUGAAUUACUUCCUCCCAUUCAAUCACUUUACAUCAGGGUUCGUCCUACUGCUUGGUUCAAUCAUGUAUCAAUGAGGAUGGAGAUCUACGGAUGUCCAGCAUGCACUAAACCACUUGGUAUGGAGAGCGGCGCCAUCUUGGAUGCACAGAUUACUGCAUCUUCAGAAUUUGAUGGAAAUCAUGCUGCUACGCAAGGCAGGUUGAACUUUCUAGCGGUCCCAGGUAAAGCAGGAAGCUGGUCAGCUCGCACAAAUGACGUCAAUCAAUGGAUACAAGUAAAACUUCCCGGAUACACAAGGAUAACCAGGUUUGCGACACAAGGAAGAAAUGCAUUCAACCAGUGGGUAACUCAGUACAAGUUAGAGUACAGCGAGGACGGUGUGACUUUUCAUUAUUACCAUGAACCAGGCCAGAGUGCAGCUAAGAUCUUUCAUGGAAACACGGAUAGUAACACUAUUGUGACCCAUGAAUUGCUUCCUCCCAUCCAAGCACUGUACAUCAGGCUUCGUCCUACUUUUUGGUUCAAUCAUAUAUCAAUGAGGAUGGAGAUCUACGGAUGUCCAACAUGCGCUAAAUCACUUGGUAUGGAGAACGGCGCCAUCUUGGAUGCACAAAUCACUGCAUCCUCAGAAUUUGAUGGAAAUCAUGCUGCUACGCAAGGCAGGUUGAACUUCCUAGCCGUCCCAGGUAAAGCAGGAAGCUGGUCAUCUCGCACAAACGACGUCAACCAAUGGAUACAAGUAAAACUUCUAAGAUACACAAAGAUAACCCGGUUUGCGACGCAAGGAAGAAAUGCAUUCAACCAGUGGGUAACGCAGUACAAGUUAGAGUACAGCGAGGACGGUGUGACGUUUCAUUAUUACCAUGAACCAGGCCAGAGUGUAGCUAAGAUAUUUCAUGGAAAUACGGAUAGUAACACUAUUGUGACCCAUGAAUUGCUUCCUCCCAUCCAAGCACUGUACAUCAGGCUUCGUCCUACUGCUUGGUUCAGUCAUAUAUCGAUGAGGAUGGAGAUCUACGGAUGUCCAGCAUGCGCUAAACCACUUGGUAUGGAGAGUGGCGCCAUCUUGGAUGCACAGAUUACUGCAUCCUCAGAAUUUAAUGGAAAUCAUGCUGCUAAGCAAGGCAGGUUGAACUUCCUAGCGGUCCCAGGUAAAGCAGGAAGCUGGUCAGCUCGCACAAAUGACGCCAGUCAAUGGAUACAAGUAAAGCUUCCCGGAUACACAAAGAUAACUCAGUUCGCCACACAGGGAAGAAAUGCAUUCAACCAGUGGGUAACGAAGUACAAGAUAGAGUACAGCGAGGACGGUGUGACGUUUCAUUAUUACCAUGAACCAGGCCAGAGUGCAGCUAAGUUAUUUCAUGGAAACACGGAUAGUAACACUAUCGUGACCCAUGAAUUGCUUCCUCCCAUCCAAGCACUGUACAUCAGGCUUCGUCCUACUGCUUGGUUCAAUCAUAUAUCAAUGAGGAUGGAGAUCUACGGAUGUCCAGCAUGCGCUAAAUCACUUGGUAUGGAGAGUGGCGCCAUCUUGGAUGCACAGAUUACUGCAUCCUCAGAAUUUGAUGGAAAUCAUGCUGCUACGCAAGGCAGGUUGAACUUCCUAGCCGUCCCAGGUAAAGCAGGAAGCUGGUCAGCUCGCACAAAUGACGCCAGUCAAUGGAUACAAGUAAAACUUCCCGGAUACACAAAGAUAACUCAGUUCGCCACACAGGGAAGAAAUGCAUUCAACCAGUGGGUAAAGAAGUACAAGAUAGAGUACAGCGAGGACGGUGUGACGUUUCAUUAUUACCAUGAAGCAGGCCAGAGCGCAGCUAAGAUAUUUCGUGGAAACACGGAUAGUAACACUAUUGUGACCCAUGAAUUGCUUCCUCCCAUCCAAGCACUGUACAUCAGGCUUCGUCCUACUGCUUGGUUCAAUCAUAUAUCAAUGAGGAUGGAGAUCUACGGAUGUCCAGCAUGCGCUAAACCACUUGGUAUGGAGAGUGGCGCCAUCUUGGAUGCACAGAUUACUGCAUCCUCAGAAUUUAAUGGAAAUCAUGCUGCUAAGCAAGGCAGGUUAAAUUUCCUAGCGGUCCCAGGUAAAGCAGGAAGCUGGUCUGCUCGCACAAAUGACGUCAAUCAAUGGAUACAAGUAAAACUUCCCGGAUACACAAAGAUAACUCAGUUCGCCACACAGGGAAGAAAUGCAUUCAACCAGUGGGUAACGAAGUACAAGUUAGAGUACAGCGAGGACGGUGUGACGUUUCAUUAUUACCAUGAACCAGGCCAGAGUGUAGCUAAGAUAUUUCAUGGAAACACGGAUAGUAACACUAUUGUGACCCAUGAAUUGCUUCCUCACAUCCAAGUACUCUACAUUAGGCUUCGCCCUACUGCUUGGUUCAAUCAUAUAUCAGUGAGAAUGGAGCUCUACGGUUGUGAAGCUUAAAAGCUCUUCAUUUGGACGCUGACACAGACAAUCUGCUCUGACAGCAGCCCCGUACUUGUCACCAUAUUUUUAUGUAUUAAUUUCUACUCGCAUCGAUGGCAAUGUUAUUUCAUGGCAGCAAUACAGUUUCUUAAUAAAAUGAUGCUUUACCCCAGCAUCUCAUUUUUCACA
Molecule: messenger RNA, 5974 nt
Organism: Pocillopora damicornis (cauliflower coral)
Lineage: Eukaryota; Metazoa; Cnidaria; Anthozoa; Scleractinia; Pocilloporidae
Molecular function (GO): calcium ion binding
Source: RefSeq, a predicted model, not a curated record